UUUUCUUUGGCAUGUAGCCCUACCAUAUAUCUUCUCCUUCAUAUAUUGCUACUAUCACUUACAGAUUAACAAAUGAAACACAACAGACAAAACAGACCACAAAUUAGUGAGAAUUAGCAUCGGAGCAGGAAAAAGGAAAAGAAGCACAAGACAAAAAGAAAUGGAGGUGAAAAAUAAGUAUGUAGCAAUGAAGAAUCAUAUAGAUGGAGCCCCAAAUGAAUCAGACUUCUCCAUUUGUGAAGAGUUACUUUCAGUAAAGCUCCAGCCUCAGGCUUCCGACGAUGUUCAUGUGCUGGUGCAAAAUCUCUACAUAUCCAUUGAUCCCGGCCUAAUAAACCGCAUGAAGACUCACAGCUCCACGCAUACCAGCAUCCCUGAGGCAUCCGCUCUUCUUCCAGGACAGGCCAUUGAAGGAAUCGGGGUGGGAAGAGUGGUGGAUUCCCGGCAUCCUGAUUUCAAAGCAGGCGAUGUGGUGUGGGGGCUUCUAAGCUGGGGAGAGUAUUGCGUCGUAAAAGCAGGUGUUUUGCUGCAAAAGUUGGAUACCAGUUUCGGAUUUCCCCUAUCAUAUUAUGCUGGAGGAGUUCUAGGAAUUAGUGGAUUCACAGCAUAUGUAGGGUUUUUCAAAGUUUGCAAGCCCAAGAAGGGGGAGAAAGUGUUUGUUUCUGCUGCAUGUGGAUCAGUUGGCAUUUUAGUCGGACAGUAUGCCAAGAUGUCUGGAUGCUAUGUUGUUGGCUGUGCAGGAAGUAAGGAAAAGGUGGACUUACUAAAGGAGAAGAUUGGGUUUGACGAUGCAUUCAACUAUAAAGAAGAAAAUGAUUUGAGUUCAACUCUUCAAAGGUACUUUCCUGAAGGGAUAGAUAUAUACUUUGACAAUGUGGGAGGUGAAAUGUUGGAAGCAGCAGUUGAGAAUAUGAACAGCUCUGGUAGAGUGGCAGUUUGUGGAGUGAUAUCUGAAUAUACGGACAGUCUGAGAAAAGCGAAGCUGGAUAUGGUGCAAUUAAUCUACAAAAGAAUCAGAAUACAAGGGUUUAUUUCUUUGGACUUGAUGAGUAUAUAUCAAGAAUUCAUUUCAACCACCACCCAAUAUCUUCAGACAGGCAAAAUCAAGGCCAUAGAAGACAUCUCUUAUGGUGUUGAGAGCAUUCCAAAGGCCUUUCUUGAUAUUUUUCGUGGCAAUAAUAUUGGAAAAAAGGUAGUCAGAAUUGUUGAAGGCGAUCAUGCAUUACAUUGAAUUGCCAAGGUGAGGUGGCAUUAUUACAUUGUCGAAUGAUUUUUGUAUGUCUUUUGAACUUAUGAACUCCACACAUAGCUUUGACUUCAUUGAUUGGUUAUCCGUCAUGUCCAGACACAUAUAUACUGUUUUCAACUUUAUUGUACGAUUGCCAUGAAGAUGCCAAAUAUAAAUGAAUAUGA
Messenger RNA from Sesamum indicum (sesame), 1413 nucleotides. Its product is annotated as NADP-dependent alkenal double bond reductase P2. Lineage: Eukaryota; Viridiplantae; Streptophyta; Magnoliopsida; Lamiales; Pedaliaceae. The record is from RefSeq and is a predicted model, not a curated record. Gene Ontology annotation, molecular function: oxidoreductase activity, acting on the CH-CH group of donors, NAD or NADP as acceptor.